This is a messenger RNA of Ciona intestinalis (vase tunicate), 1369 nucleotides long. RefSeq lists its product as uncharacterized. Gene Ontology annotation, molecular function: neuropeptide receptor activity. Lineage: Eukaryota; Metazoa; Chordata; Ascidiacea; Phlebobranchia; Cionidae. The record is from RefSeq and is a predicted model, not a curated record. Gene Ontology annotation, cellular component: plasma membrane. Gene Ontology annotation, biological process: neuropeptide signaling pathway.
UCAGUGCACUGUCUGAUGCACGUAGCCACUAUAAAUUUACCGGUAUUGCCCGUGACUAAUGUAUUUUCAGACGUGCUCAGCAGAACAACAUAUACUUUGAUUAGACAGAAAGCAGUUUUUAAAAAUGAUUGUAGAAGCUAUGCAAAGCCUAAACUUGACUUUGGAGGACGGAUUAAUAGAGCCACAAUGCUUAGUUAGCAGCACAAAAUGGACGAACAUAGUCCUGAUCACAGUCAUGUUCAUUUCGGGGCUCAUUAACUUGAUCGUGUGGUUAGCAGCUACAAUUUAUCGGCGGAAGCUGUUACGUCAGAAUUACGUGUACCUCUGCGUCACCAGCUUGUUGCUUAGCAACUUGGUCUUUUUGACGUUGAACUUAUGGGAUGAAUUUUCGUCAUAUCUGCUGAAACCCGAAGUGUCAUUGAAUCCCCCGAAUCAGGGACUCCAGGUUUUGUGGGCGUUAUGCCAAUCGGGAUCUGUAGCCAUGCUGUUUGUUAUGUGUGGGAACAUAUUGGCACUUGUGUACGUUCUCUUGGAUUCCGCUUAUUUUCAUCACGCAAGAAACGCACCGGCUGUGGGGAUAGGAAACGAAGAAAACACUGCCAAAAUAUUGCAAGUUAAACGACGCAAGGCAAUUGGCUUAAUAUCCAUCUCAUGGUUCAUCCCUCUAGUGUUGGUUAUCGCUGCAGUUCUUAAGUGGAACUGUGCGGCUAGAUGUCAGUGCAGCCUCGGGGCAAUGGGCGACGUAUGCCCAGUUAGUGAUGGUUGCUCAAGAGUGUGGAGUCCUUUAUUUAAUUCCUAUAUUGGUCUAAACGUUGGUCUUUGGCUGCUUGAGGUUGUUAGCCUGUUCAUCCUGACGUCACGAGGGGUUCUGAAUUUCGUCAGUUUUACCAGAGCACCACCUAUUAGGAGUCAGAUUGCAAGCGAACUAAACGACAGUUUACCUGGUUUAAAUGAGUGCGGUCGGGCCACGACAGACUGUGACGUAGGUAAUGACGUCACAGACGUGAAACAAUCCACAAACGCUGAGAGAUCUCGGCCAAUCGCAAGGCGUGUCACGUGGUUUCAUUUGACUCCAAGGCUUCGAUUAGUGGCUCUGAUUGGCGGAUUGUUUUUCGUUUGUACAUUGCCGCUUGUGAUGACAUUCUUCAUCGAUGUGGGAGGCGCUCAACUAGUUACGCCUGCAGCCCGCGUGACGUCAAUGCUGUGCAUCUACAUCUAUUGUCUCUUGGUUCCUAUUCUCCUUGUAAAAUACAUGGCCAAUCUUAAACUUGCACUGGUCAAGUUACUUACCUUUAUUUUGUGUUGUUUUCAAUGAGUUUGUGCUUCUUAUUGUCGGUGUAUUAAACUGUAAAAUAAAAGAUGCAGAAUA